Dermacentor silvarum is the source of this 3646-nucleotide messenger RNA. RefSeq names its product serine/arginine repetitive matrix protein 2-like. The record is from RefSeq and is a predicted model, not a curated record. The transcript is spliced from 13 exons. Gene Ontology annotation, biological process: monoatomic anion transmembrane transport. NCBI's taxonomy places the organism in Eukaryota, Metazoa, Arthropoda, Arachnida, Ixodida, Ixodidae. Bases 881 to 3619 code for a protein of 912 amino acids.
ACGCAGGAGCACAUGCCAGUGCUGACGACCGUUCCGGGAAGGACCAGUGAAAUCCAGCCAACCGGGGAGCACAGUCGUGCAGAGGGUUCCGUCUGGCCAGUUGGAGCGACUACUCCGAAAUCUAGGCCGUCUUCGGCAAAACAUGACAGUCCGGCUUUCUUCGUCCAAGCCUCUCAACUACCUUGUGAUCCUGGCCUUGUUCGAGUGGAGAUUGCGGACGAGGGAGAAUCCACCAACCCGAUUACACCGUUCACGAUUGUCAAUGAGGGUGAGCCGCUUGGACAUCCCAUAGACCAGAAAUCAGAGGCCUCACAGCGCCAUGCUUCCUCGGUACGGAUAUCUCAAUGCGAAGUCAAAAAGCAAGAUGCCUCGGUAUCGCAGGCAGAGGGCUCUCCCAAUAAGGGCCAAGGACUGAUGAGACGACGAGGCACUUUUAGCUUCCCGUUCUGGAGGCGCCGCUCCCGUUUACGCAGGAGCAGCAAGGGUGAAGAAGUGAGCGACACCCCUUCACCGAACAGCAUCUCUUCUAGGCUAUUUCGCAACCUGGGGCUCAUCGCCAGCAGGCUGACCGUAAGGCGAAUCUCUACGGUGCAACAGAAGCAGGGCGACGAAGACGCUGGCCUUGCGAAACGAGUCCUUGUCCCAGGUUCACCCUCUACUAGCACAGAAACACCACUUAACCCUGUACCCGUGGUCCGUUCCAUGCAGAAAUACCCAGCUGUUUCACAAAAUUACCUUGCCGCUGCUUCUACAGAGAAUACCGUCUCCACCGGCAGUUCCACUGCGAUUGUACCCACCGUCAUUGCCACAGGUAGCAACUUAUCAGACCUUCCUUCGAGUGCUGCUGUCGCAAUUACGUCUUCGAACCUGGGUGAGCACGAUGCGUUGGUCCCGUCGUACGAGUCGGCUUCCGUCCGUCCAACCAAGCUCGUUGGCCAGGAGCGAUCUUCACAUUGUCACACGCCGGUGCGCCGAAAGAAAUUAUCCAGCGCUGGCCUUCUUAAGGCCAAAUAUGGACGUAGAUAUGCGCCCCGUCAAGAAAGUGGACGAGAUGGCGGACCAACCACAUGAAAAGCCGAUUUACGAGAGAUCGAGUAGGGAGCGUCGCAAGGAGAGUGACAUGGUUGCUACCGUUAUCGCCGCUAACACACAGGAAGACGCCGCAAAGCGCCACAAGAAUAAGACCCGUGGUGCCGAAUCAGUGGACAAGAAAAUUGAGUCCAGAGAGCAUUCAUAUAUGGACAACUCCACUGUCCGAAAGAAACGCAAAUUGUCUCGAAAAAAAAGCAAGGACUCUGCAGCAAGUCCAUCUGAGCCAGCGUGGGAACAAGGAUCGCAAAGUAUUAUUGUUCCAUGGUGCGAAGAAAGGCCUCAAAAGAAACGCUCAGGUUGCGACCGGUCCACGAACAAAGUGAGGGGUCACGGUAUCCAAACUCUCGAAACCAUGCUUACCGAGAAGGACCACCAGAUCGGUGUCAAUGGUCUCGAUCGUCCUCCCUGUGCUGUGGCAGCUGAAACCAAGCAACAGCUUGGCGACGGCGGAAGCAACGACGCUCGCCUUACCAUAUCCGACGCCGAUCUUGUGAACAAGGAACCCCCAACGCAAACGGACGCCAGAAAGACAGAAAAGGCGGUAACGUCGCAUAUCAAGUCAAAGCGCGAGUCUUUUUCACGAUCCAAAUGCCGUCACGAGAAACGCAAGUCAAAGCCUGACGUCGGAAGCCACCAUGGCUCAAGUAUACCAGCAGCCACAGAACGGGCUACGAAAAUUAAGAAGCUUGCCUCGAUCGAUGGCAGUGACAAGGAAAAGCAAGCCGGAAAGCGACCGCCUCAGGAAGACACGCGUAUCAAGCUGGCAAAAACACACUCGGGGCAAGUGUUGCAGCAACCUGAAGCCUCGAAGGCCCACGUGAACGGGACAGCGCGCGAAGAUGCGAAAGUACCUGAAGCUUACAAUUUGACUGAGCCUGAGAAGCAAGCCACUACCAAGGACAUCGGCCCCAUUCGGGAUUCCCCAUCUGCGCAGAGCAGAGUACCAUCAAGCCAGAAACCGCAUCCCGCGCCUAGCACCAGCGGUCCUUCGGCGCGUAGAGCUAGAAGCAAGUCGGUAGCGAGCACGCAAUCAGCCAGGCGGAAGCAAUCUGUCGUGUCUUUCGGUGCCGAUGUGAAGGAACUGAGGCUGGAAGCAGAGCUACUGCAGUCUCUCCCAGAAGCGCCCAUGGCCUUGGCGCAUCUAAAGGAAAUGACUGCUACAGGCUCGCGGAAGAGGCGCCGGUCGACCAUCCCGAGGACUUCCAGCUCUAUGGCUGUACUACGACGGUCAUCCUCAGCUGACUUUGGUGACACACGAAACGCUGCCAUCAGACCCGUGGACCCCUAUCCCGGUGUUGCGCAGUCACGCCUUCAAAGCACUUGCAGCCGCACUUCUCGGCGCUCGACGGGCAGCUUGGCGACGAUACUUGACACUGACGUGCGUGAACAGAGCCGGCAGACUUUCACACUGCGACGCACAAGCCGCCUACGCAGCUUAGGUGGCGAGGAGACCACCUCCCGCAGCGCGGACUACCGUCCGUCGAUGAUCGGGAGCCAGAUAGGAACGCAGUUCAUGACUACGGUUCGAAAGACGAAAGUCAGGAGCGUCCGCACGGACGUUCACAACGCCUUCCUGCUAGGCCCGUCGCUCAUGACCGUGCUGGGUAACAUCUGCAGUUUCCACGAGGGCAGCAACAAGAGGGCUCUAAAAGUCGCCUGUCACGUGGUGGAAGGGACUGCCCAGCCGCCAGUGAACACCUUCAUGUGGGCGAUAGUGACUCUGCCUGGAGCAGUUCUGGCGCUUGUAACGUGCACCACCGUCAUUUGGCUGCUCUACGUAAGGCCUCAUGAACCAGCACCCUUGUCGCACGAGAACGUGGCGGUCAUAAGAGCUGCUCAAGAGAGGAGCGCAGUCAGGGGAAGGCCAAGAGGUGUGGAGUUCGCAUGCGCCACGUACCUGGCUAUCUUUACACUGUCGUACGCACCUUCACUCGUACUCGGCCUGGAACAGAGGAUGGCCGUGGUGGGCGCACUGGCUUCCAUGAUGAUAGCGACGAGUGUCCUGACAUCGUGCAUUCGAGCCGCAUUCGAGUUCCUGCGCCACGUCUGGCAGAUCCUGCCCUGGGGAAUCCUGCUCCUACUAGGAGCGACUCAGGUGGCCUCGAAGCUGCUACAGACUCACGGUCUUCUAUUCGAGGCGUUCAAGUCGGUGUCCAUGACGGCCUGGGAGGAGCGCAGCGUUCUGGAGGUGCAAGCCAUGCUGGCAUUCGCCGCGUCGGUCAUGGCUGAGACCACCGACAAGCAGGUCAUCGUCGACAUCAUGGCGCCCAUGGUGAUACACAUCUCCGAGCUGAAGCAGAUGCACCCGGCGUACUACGCUAUCCCAGUCAUAGUAGGCGCCUCCAGCAACUUCAUCAUGCCUGCAUCGGUGCCACUCGCCAUUUUGCACGACCUUUCGAGGGUGUCCUUUUGGAAGCUGUUCCUUCUCGGUAUGUUCGCCAAGAUUGUGGUCAUGAGCAUGGUCAUUGUGGCCGUCAACGUGGUGGAGAGGGCCGGAUUCCUCGGCGGCCAGGCGCCUGCGCAAUGACAGGCCUUCCUCCGGGGCGCUGUAAAU